AUGAUUGUCUCGAGGGGUUUGUUCCUCCUCUGUUUGGCAGUGUUGGCGACGGCCAUUUCGCUGUCAGAAGUACCCUCAUGUGCAAUACCAUGCAUCCUCGAAACGAUGGACUCGUCUGGCGAAACGAAUGCGAACAUAAGAUCGAUGUGCGAGGACCCGGACUUUCAGACCGAUGUUUUGAAUUGUGUUACUGGAGUAUGCACUGCGCAAGAGAUACAAGGGUUUAUAGUUAUGGGAAAAGAGUUAUGCCAGAUGCCGCUCCAGGAUAACCGACAAGAGUAUCGAGCCACAAUCAUUGUAUUCGCGACGUUGUCAUUUUUCUUCUUCGUGUUGAGGGUCACGUCCAAGAUCCUGACCAAGAAUGCAUGGGGCACCGAUGAUACAUGGGCAGCUAUCACUUUUUGCAUUUUGAUACCAUUCACGGUCUUUACGCUACUUGCAAUACAUCACGGCCUCGGACUCGCUACGCCAUUAUUUACCAGGAAUGACCUGUCUCAAGCCCUCAAGGAGAUCUUUAUCCUUCACCUUCUCUACGUCUGUGGUCUCGCAGCAGCCAAGACGUCGAUUCUUUUCUUUUAUCUACGUAUUUUCUCGGACAAUUCGUUCAGAAUGUUAGUCUGGGCAACCCACGCCUUCAACGCCUUAUCGACUGUCAUCAUUAUUACUCUGAACCUCACGCUCGGACGGUCUGUCACAUAUCUCCUCGAAAACAGCUCAGAUGACGUGGUGAGCAUGAGAAAAUAUUCGAAUGCCAUUAAGAUUGUUCUGGCGCACUGCGUAGUGAAUCUGGCACUUGAUGUUUGGAUGCUCAUCCUUCCAAUGACGCAACUUUACAACAUCGGAUUGAAGCUGGACAAGAAGAUCAGCGUGAUGGCCAUGUUUGGUCUGGGUCUGUUUCUCACGGUAGUCAGUCUGAUUCGGACAAUUUACCAGUCGCAGCUCCUUGCCAAGCCCGAAGAAGCGCAGACAGGUCAAGUGCAGGUAGUUCUCUGGGCAUGUAUCGAGACGUACAUGGGCGCCAUAGUCGCCAGUGUACCAUCAACACGCCAGCUUGUGCGGAAGGUGAUUUACCGGAUGAGGAAGCAGAAUGAAGGGCAGUCAACAAACAAACCUAUUUUUAUUGACAGGUCGUUGGCACCGAUACCGGAUGACGAGGAUAUGCCGACGCUGAGUGACGUUGGGGGACUGACGACUGUUACAGUCAGUAGUGGACGGACGGCAGUGUCGGGGACGGAGCACGAGAUGGAGACUGUUAGUAAGCUAGGGCAGGAAAGAAAUCUCGGGACCUCGAUGCUAAAUGCCAAAAAGGCUUAG
Molecule: messenger RNA, 1314 nt
Organism: Fusarium mangiferae
Lineage: Eukaryota; Fungi; Ascomycota; Sordariomycetes; Hypocreales; Nectriaceae
Exons: 8
Coding region: 1-1314 (437 amino acids)
Source: RefSeq, a predicted model, not a curated record